UUAGCUGUGUGUCUGUCCGCCACAUUGGCAAUAUCUCGAGUGCUGGUGGACGCGAAUCAAUGCGGUCGAACAACGGCGAAGAUUGUUAAAGUCACGAAACGAUAAUUUCGAUAGGCGCUCUCUGAAGGAAAAUAACAUACGUAGCGUAUCGUUACAGCAGUUUGCGCAAGGUCGCGCGUUGGUCGCGAAAGACCUAGCACCGAACGAGUGUGUCAUGGACUUCCUCUUAUAUAAGCGGCUCGGAAUUUAUACACACAUGAUAGUUUCAGUGCGUUCGUCACGCAGUGAGCAGUCGCGAUAAAUAAACGCUCGCCGGUAUAUAGUCGCGGCUGAUUCGAUAAUUACAAAAAGCUUAAAGCAAGUGCAAUUGUGAGAAUUAUGAAUAGACAUAAAAUCGCAAUAUAGGAUAAAAACCGCGUAGAGAUAAUUUUAUUUAGAUUUGUGUGAAUUCUAUGAGAUUGAGUGGUAAAUAGAACGAGAAUAUUUCUGCUAUGCUGAAAAAGACGAUUAGGAGAUAGUAUGUUGUAGGAAGAAAUUUUAAAAGUGUCAUCGAUCGAAUCGAAAUAUUUAUGUGUCACGAUGCGGUUUGAAUCGUAUUAAUUAAUCCGCGAUGUAAUAGCUCCUCGAGAUUGCGAGUGAACUGUCAAGUUUAUAUUACAAUUCACGGUUCUAAUUCGCGUUCGAAACUCCUUAAAAUGGUUGCCGAUGGACAUAACAGCAUCUUUACCUACGACUCGUUGGUACACGCGAUAUCCGGUGCAGCGGGUAGCGUGAUCGCGAUGGCAGCCUUCUACCCUCUGGAUACCGUGCGAAGUCGUUUACAAUUGGAAGAGGCACGACAGUCGAAAAAUACAUUGGCGAUUUUACGAGAACUUGUUGCGAAAGAAGGAUCGUGCACAUUAUACAGAGGUAUAGUUCCUGUACUGCAAAGCUUAUGCGCGAGUAAUUUUGUUUAUUUCUACACAUUCCAUGGUUUAAAAGAAUUGAGAAGCAAAAGAAAUCAAACGGCUGGCAACGACUUGUUUAUCGCAUCGAUCGCUGGUAUAAUCAACGUUCUCACAACAACACCUCUAUGGGUUGUAAACACGAGAUUGAAGAUGAAAGGCAUCGAAGAUACUUCAGAAAGAAAUAAUAACGAAUAUACUACUUUGUACGAUGGUCUCAUGCAUAUAUGGAAACACGAAGGUUUGAAACAGCUGUGGGCAGGAACAUUGCCGAGUCUCAUGCUUGUCGCGAAUCCCGCUAUACAAUUUAUGACGUACGAGAGUAUUAAAAGAAGAAUCAAUGUGUCUCUCGACGGUGCUCAGCCACCGGCAUGGGUCUUCUUCGCUAUCGGGGCGAUAGCGAAAACGAUUGCUACGUCAUUAACAUAUCCUCUGCAGCUUGUGCAAACUAAAUUGAGGCAUGGACACAAGUAUCCUAAUUUACCUCCAAACGCAGGCACGUUGCAAAUACUAUUCUACAUUCUGAAGAAGCAAGGGAUGGCUGGACUGUACAAAGGAAUGGAGGCUAAACUUUUGCAAACUGUCCUCACAGCUGCCUUGAUGUUUUUGGCUUACGAAAAGAUCGCACGAUUCGUUUUCCGCAUACUUUUACAUAAACCUAUUCUUAGAUAACGAUUUGUUUUUAAUAAUGACAUUAUUAGGUAAUUUUAAAUUACACGAUCUUCAAAUCAAAUGCGUAUUUAUAAAUAUAAAUACAUACAUAGAAAUUCCAUA
Messenger RNA from Cataglyphis hispanica, 1718 nucleotides. It is a transcript of the gene PMP34, whose product is annotated as peroxisomal membrane protein PMP34. Lineage: Eukaryota; Metazoa; Arthropoda; Insecta; Hymenoptera; Formicidae. The record is from RefSeq and is a predicted model, not a curated record. Gene Ontology annotation, molecular function: AMP transmembrane transporter activity; ADP transmembrane transporter activity; coenzyme A transmembrane transporter activity. Bases 696 to 1616 code for a protein of 306 amino acids. The transcript is spliced from 9 exons. Gene Ontology annotation, cellular component: peroxisomal membrane.